GUGAAGCUGGGGCGGUGCCAGAGCUCGAGCGCGGGAGUUAGCGUGUCGCAGCCAUGGUCGGCCAACUGAGUGAAGGGGCCAUUGCGGCCAUAAUGCAACAGGGAAACACUUCUAUCAAACCCAUCCUCCAAGUCAUUAAUAUCCGUGCUAUUACUACAGGCAAUAGUCCACCCCGUUACCGACUGCUUAUGAGUGAUGGAUUGAACACCCUGUCCUCUUUUAUGUUGGCAACCCAGUUGAACUCCCUUGUUGAGCAGGAACAAUUGUCCAGCAACUGUAUUUGCCAGAUUAACAGAUUUAUCGUCAACACUCUGAAAGAUGGAAGGAGAGUAAUUAUUUUGAUGGAGUUAGACGUUUUGAAGUCCGCAGAAGCAGUUGGAUUAAAGAUCGGCAAUCCAGUGCCCUAUAAUGAAGGACAUGGACAACAGCAAGUAGUGCCUUCUACGGUCUCAGCAGCCAGCCCAGUGGUCAGCAAACCUCAGCAACAGAAUGGGAGCUCAGGAGCAGGUUCAACUGUAUCUAAGAUGUAUGGUGCCUCAAAGACAUUUGGAAAACCUGCUGGGACGGGCCUCUCACACCCUUCUGGGGGAGCACAGGCCAAAGUCGUGCCAAUCGCCAGCCUCACCCCUUACCAGUCCAAGUGGACCAUUUGUGCUCGUGUCACCAAUAAAAGUCAGAUCCGUACUUGGAGCAAUUCCCGGGGGGAAGGGAAGCUUUUCUCUCUAGAACUUGUGGAUGAAAGUGGUGAAAUCAGAGCUACUGCUUUCAAUGAGCAAGUGGACAAGUUCUUCCCUCUUAUUGAAGUGAAUAAGGUGUAUUAUUUCUCAAAAGGCACCCUGAAGAUUGCUAACAAACAGUUCUCAGCUGUUAAAAAUGACUAUGAGAUGACCUUCAAUAAUGAGACUUCUGUCGUGCCCUGCGAAGAUGAUCAUCACUUGCCCACAGUUCAGUUUGAUUUCACAGGGAUUGGUGACCUAGAGAACAAGUCUAAAGAUGCACUUGUAGACAUACUAGGGAUCUGCAAGAACUAUGAAGAUGCCACUAAGAUCACUAUCAAGUCUAACAACAGAGAAGUUGCUAAGAGGAACAUCUAUCUGAUGGAUACAUCAGGGAAAGUGGUGACUGCUACGCUGUGGGGGGAAGAUGCAGACAAGUUUGAUGGGUCCAGACAGCCGGUAAUGGCCAUCAAAGGGGCGAGAGUCUCUGAUUUUGGUGGACGGAGCCUCUCCGUUCUGUCUUCAAGCACUAUCAUUAUGAAUCCUGACAUCCCAGAGGCCUAUAAGCUGCGUGGAUGGUUUGACUCAGAAGGACAAGCCUUAGAUGGUGUUUCCAUCUCUGAUCAAAGGGGUGGAGGAACAGGAGGCAGCAACACCAACUGGAAAACUUUAUAUGAGGUUAAAUUGGAGAACCUGGGCCAAGGUGACAAGGCGGACUAUUUCAGCUCUGUAGCCACGGUAGUGUAUCUUCGCAAAGAGAACUGUAUGUACCAAGCCUGCCCAUCUCAGGACUGCAAUAAGAAAGUGAUUGACCAGCAGAAUGGCCUGUAUCGCUGUGAAAAGUGUGACCGGGAAUUUCCUAACUUCAAAUACCGCAUGAUCUUGUCGGCCAAUAUUGCCGAUUUUCAAGAGAAUCAGUGGGUGACUUGUUUCCAGGAGUCAGCUGAAGCGAUCCUUGGACAGAAUGCUGCUUACCUUGGGGAACUCAAAGAGAAGAAUGAGCAGGCAUUUGACGAAGUUUUCCAGAAUGCCAACUUCCGAACUUUCACCUUCAGAGUCAGGGUCAAACUGGAGACCUAUAAUGACGAGUCUCGAAUUAAGGCCACUGUGAUGGACGUGAAGCCUGUGGACUACAGAGAGUAUGGCCGGAGGCUGGUCACACUCAUCAGGAAGAAUGCCCUGCUGUGAGGAGAGCAAUGCUUAUGGGACAGAAGUUUGAGGUGGAAUCUUCUUCCUGCCCCCAUGUGACCCCCACACCCUCAUCAGUUACACAGGAGCCUCUUCAUGGUGGACAGUUUCUUCUGUGUACCUCUUGGGAUGCAUUGGUGGACAAAGGAUAUGCUCAGAGGGCUGUGGUAUAAACUGUCAGACCUGGAGGUCAGCCAGCAGGUAGCAUAGCCCUCCUAGCCCCUCCCUUUUGACUUCAGAUUUCUGUCAGAUUUAUUAAGAAUUCAAGCAAGAAUUAUGUCAAGAAAUUGACCCUCCCUACAGACAGUGAAGUAAAUUAUGUCACUUGAGUUUUGCUUCUCCAGUACUGACACCUUCACAACUUGGGUCCUUCCUGGGAGGAGGGAGUGGGGAACUGAGGUGUUGAUUAAGUGUAUCUUCCUGGAAUUCAGAGGCUCACUCUUUCUACAUUUGCCACAUGGUUGUUAGUGCUUGGAAUGGCAGUAGAGUAGAAUUAUUAAUCAAAGGCCUAUCUUUUAUAUCUGAAGACUACCCUUCCUUCAGGGUUUAAUAGAUUUAAUAGACUAAGUCAGAAGGGUCUGAUAUUAAUCAAAAUUGUCUCUUCUGAGGAUGGCUGAUAAGCAUUGACUUGCUGUCCCCUGGGGACAUCCAGGCAACUACAAAGCAUUGCUUGGGUUUUCACUUCAAUUAAUGUUGCAUUUUGGUUGGCGAAGGCACACUUUUUGUACCUGUACAUACUUCUUGCAUUUGUGUGUUUAUUUCUUGAUUAAAGCUCGUUAAGUAGAAAAGAUUUUGAAGGGAGAGACGCUCCCCUUGUUUCCCUUACUUUGUUUUAAUAAACAGUAUGUUCUUUGCUUGUGAA
Molecule: messenger RNA, 2766 nt
Organism: Dipodomys ordii (Ord's kangaroo rat)
Lineage: Eukaryota; Metazoa; Chordata; Mammalia; Rodentia; Heteromyidae
Gene: Rpa1
Product: replication protein A1, 70kDa
Exons: 17
Coding region: 54-1904 (616 amino acids)
Biological process (GO): meiotic cell cycle; nucleotide-excision repair; telomere maintenance via telomerase
Cellular component (GO): nucleus; DNA replication factor A complex
Molecular function (GO): single-stranded telomeric DNA binding; damaged DNA binding
Source: RefSeq, a predicted model, not a curated record